This is a messenger RNA of Alternaria viburni, 228 nucleotides long. RefSeq lists its product as uncharacterized. The transcript is spliced from 2 exons. NCBI's taxonomy places the organism in Eukaryota, Fungi, Ascomycota, Dothideomycetes, Pleosporales, Pleosporaceae. The record is from RefSeq and is a predicted model, not a curated record. Bases 1 to 228 code for a protein of 75 amino acids.
AUGGCGUCCGUCAUUGUUAUCCGCGGAGUCUUCAUCGCCAACCCUGUCGAUGACGACCGACGAAAGCAGGAUAGUGCUCUCCAGAUCCUCAAGAAGCAGCGGGCGGAGUCCCCAGCGAAGCGACGCGCUCCAGGGCAAGCACGAGGAUCCAAGCGCGCCGAGGAUCGCCACUCAGAGACCGCUAGGAGGAACAUUGAAUACCGUCAGAACAUUCAUCUGGGGUGGUAA